AUGCGCCUCUCCGCGUCUCUACCGUCCCUCCCCCGCGUACCAGAAACUUCAGUGCCUCUGGAUCCCGGCUUCGCGGAACCUUCCCCGCCCACUGCCUCGCCUGCUUCGUCCCCCACUGCUGCUCUCCCCCGUUUGCCCCCGCUUUACUGCUCCGCCGCUUCCGCCUCUCCGCAAAGGCCCUGCGUCCGCGCGGCUUCCCCCUCGUCUCCAGCUCCUCCGCUGGCGUCCCCGUCCGCCCAGCCUGCGCGCCCCGCUUCAUUCCCCCCCGCAUGCCCGCCCGCGCCUGCAUCCGCACCAUCAACUCCCUCCGCGCAAUUCGCGUCCGCCCCGCCUCUCCGCCACGCGUCCCUGUCCGCGCCUGCGUUUCUGUCUCCCGCGCCCGCCCUUCUUCCGCCCUCCCCCGCGCCAGUAGCCGCGGACGGCUCUUCCGCCCUCCGCUCUGCCGCUUCCGCGGGCUCCCUUCCCCAGCCCCUCACACUGCCGCCCAGCAGUGUGCCGCCCAGCAGCCAUUCAGGGGACACUUUGCCGCCCAUGCCACCCAGCAGCAUUGCAGACAGUACCAUUCUACCCACUAGGCCACAGAACAAGAAGGGUUUGAAGCGUGGAUCGGAGGAGGAGGGGGGUGAGGCAGGUUGGGACUCGGUCCCUUGUCAGAAGCGAGUGAGAAGGGAGAGUGGUUUGGCCGUUGCUGACGGUGCUGCUGCUGCUGCUGCUGUUGGUGCUGUUGGUUCUGCUGGCGCGGUCGAUUCUGCCACUUCUGCUGCUGUUGCUGGUGCUGCUGCUGCUGGUGCUGCUGCUGACGCCUCUGCCGCUGUUGACGCGGUUGAGUCUGCUGGUGCUGCUUGUGCUUCUGAGUCGCCCGUUCUCUCAGCCCCUCCCACCUUUCCCCGCCCCGCCCCACCUCCCGACACCACCGCUCUGCUAGACUCUCUCAUUCUACCUGACCCCCCUGAGCCUGUUUCCAUCCCUGAGCCUCCUAUCACACAGGACCUCCCCCUCUUGCCCCCCCCUCUGCCCGAUGCCACGCUUCUUGACGCCCCUACGCUGCUCGACCCUCCCACCCUCCUGGAUCCGCCUUCCCUGCGAGACCCCUCGGUGCUGCCUGUGCCGUCACCUCUCCCUGACGUUUCGGCCGUCGACCUGCCUCCCUUGGACCUGCCACUGCCGCUGCCGCCCGCUCUGCCACCUGCACUGCCGCCCGCGUUGCCGCCCGUGCUGCCGCCCGCGCUGCCGCCCGCGCUGCCGCCAGCUGGGAAAGCGAUGGAACAAGUGCUCGACGUUCCAGCAAUUGACAGUGCUGCGCCAGAUUCGGUUGUAGCAGACGCGGAUGCAGCAGAUGCGGUUGUAGCAGAUGGAGUUGUAGCAGGUGCAGCUGUAGCGGAGGUGGUUGUAGCAGAUUUGGUUGUAGCAGAUUCAGUUGUAGCAGGCGCGGUUGUAGCGGAUGGGGCUGUAGUGAAUGAGGUUGUAGCAGAUGGGGUUGUAGCAGGUGCAGUUGUAGGAGGUACGGAUGCUGCUGCAGCAGCAGCAGCAGCAGAUGCAGGGGCAGCCACAGCAGCAGCAGCAGCCAAUGCUGAUGCGCCUAUGCCUGCUCUCCCCUCUCCCUCUGUCGCUGCUACUGCUGACCGCCCCACUGAAAUUGCUGCUGUGCUUUUUGAAGAACCUCAAGGACUGGCUGCCGCUGCUGUCCCCACUGCCGCUAUCACCGCCACUCAGGUUUCAGCAACAACACCUGGUGCAAAUGCUGUUGCUCCUGAGUCGACUCAGAAGCGCAGUACGCUGAAAAUGCAUCUGCGCACACACGAUCUGCCCGACGCGGUGUUCCAGGCGGCGUGUGAGGAUGCUCUGGGGCCGCGGCACGGGGGCAGCAAGGCCGGGCAGAAUAAAAAGAUUCCGUCGCGCUGCCCGGAGUGUGGGAAGACGUUUGUGGGGUUGUAUGAGCUGAGGCGGCACUUUGGGCGGAAGCACCUGCAGGGGGAGAAGCCGUUUGCGUGUGGCAAGUGCAGCAAACGGUUCUUUGUUGAGGUAAGGCCCUCUCUCCCUUCUGACCCGUCUCACCCUUCUCACCUUUCGGCUGUUGUGCUGCUGUGGCAUGCUCCGAUGCUCCCUUCUGCUUCAUGCGGAUCUGAGGGACCGCGGGAAGAUGUGUGGGCAGAUGCUGGUGUGCCGCUAAUGCUGCUCCAUGCCUUGUCCUCUUUCCCUCUCUCCCUCCUGUCGUGUGCUCUCUGUUGCCCCCGUUCCCCAACAACCCCCCCCAACCCCCCAGGCGGAUUUGAGGGACCACGGGAAGAUGUGUGGGCAGAUGCUGGGGCAGAGGCAGGGGCAAUGGCAGGAGGAGCAGUGGGAGUACAGCUAGGGGUGAUGGCAGGCGUUUCAAAGCCUGCUAGUCGUGGCAGUGCUAAGAGGGGCAGGGCUGCUGUUUGUGUAGGGAGGAUGGGGAGGGCGGGGAGAGGGAGCAGUGCUUGUGCUGCUGCUGCCGCUGCUGCUUCUGUUGCUGCUGCUGCCGCUGCUGCUUCUGUUGCUGCUGCUGCCGCUGCUGCUUCUGUUGCUGCUGCUGCCGCUGCCAGCGGGACAAGAGUGUACGCGCUUGCCGCACAGGACCCUAAUGUGCGUGCAGAGGUGGGUAAUGGCGUUUGUCCGGUUUACCCAUACCAUCCUCCUCCUCAAGCUUCGAUCUCCACCGCUCCUGCUACAGCCGGAGCUAGUGUUGCUGCUACAGCCGGCACUGUGUUUCCUGCUGUUCCUGCUGACCUGGCCGCCAGCUCAUCUGCUCCAUCGAUGCACGUGGCUACAGCCGUAUCUGCUGGUACUACAGCUUCUGGCACUACAGAUGCCGGUGCUACAGCCUUCCUCCCCCCCAUGGGAUUUGUGCCGUUCAAUGCUCCUUAG
Molecule: messenger RNA, 2886 nt
Organism: Closterium sp. Naga37s-1
Lineage: Eukaryota; Viridiplantae; Streptophyta; Zygnematophyceae; Desmidiales; Closteriaceae
Source: the annotation of a GenBank genome assembly